Molecule: messenger RNA, 530 nt
Organism: Quercus lobata
Lineage: Eukaryota; Viridiplantae; Streptophyta; Magnoliopsida; Fagales; Fagaceae
Exons: 4
Coding region: 51-419 (122 amino acids)
Source: RefSeq, a predicted model, not a curated record
AUUGAUAUUGUUGCUCCCUUAAUCCAUAAAGUAAGAUUAUUUUCUCAUUUAUGGCAACAUUAAAAUGCGUACAUCAGGCAACCGGAAGUAGCAAAGAGCGACAGGAAAAUGCGGAGCAAAUUUCCCUUCCAGCUGAACAUGGCGGAGAUAAUCCUCCUAAUCCAGAGAUUGUUGGCCCUGUAAUCACUGAUGAACUGGGACAAGAAAAACAGAAACUUAGGCCUGAGGAGGAGAAAGAGCCUUUGGAGUAUCAGAGGCAGAUUGAAAAUAAGGCCGAACAAAAGCGCCUUGCUGAGCUAAAUAAAGCUGGAAGCAGUGAAGGAAAUAUGGAACAAACGUCCCUUCGUCACAUCAGCUUUGAUAACUUUAACUGGAAAUAUUUUCAUCAAGCUCAGGGUGCCAAAUCGGAAGAGAAAUGAAGCAAAUUUGAAGAGUAGCACCCCAGAGAACUUGAAUCAGACUAGACCCAAUUAGAAGUAAUAAAUUGUCUUGAAUGAAACACCAUCAAUAUUUGUAGAAAGGAUUUUAAU